Messenger RNA from Nelumbo nucifera (sacred lotus), 739 nucleotides. Its product is annotated as histone H3.2. Gene Ontology annotation, cellular component: nucleosome. The record is from RefSeq and is a predicted model, not a curated record. Lineage: Eukaryota; Viridiplantae; Streptophyta; Magnoliopsida; Proteales; Nelumbonaceae. Gene Ontology annotation, molecular function: structural constituent of chromatin; protein heterodimerization activity; DNA binding.
AUCACUCAUUUCUCUAUCGCUCUCCCAAAUUUCAAUCUCUUACAGAGUCCUUAAUUCCUUCACAUCUCUCUUUCUCUUCCUCCGUUUUUCCUAGGAAAUGGCAAGAACCAAGCAAACUGCAAGGAAAUCGACCGGAGGUAAGGCCCCCAGGAAGCAACUGGCGACCAAGGCGGCCAGGAAGUCGGCUCCGGCGACCGGUGGAGUGAAGAAACCCCACAGGUUCAGGCCUGGGACGGUGGCUCUGAGAGAAAUCAGGAAGUAUCAGAAGAGUACCGAGCUUUUGAUUCGAAAGCUUCCAUUCCAGAGGCUCGUUCGCGAGAUCGCUCAGGACUUCAAGACCGACCUCAGGUUCCAGAGCAGCGCGGUUGCUGCCUUGCAGGAGGCCGCCGAGGCUUAUCUGGUUGGCUUGUUUGAAGACACCAACCUCUGUGCAAUUCACGCAAAGAGGGUAACUAUUAUGCCCAAGGACAUUCAGCUUGCACGAAGAAUCAGAGGAGAGAGGGCUUGAUCUAUUCUUUAGUCUCUUUCUCUCUAACAUCCGCCUCUCCAUUCUGUUCUGUACUAAGUAUUUGUUCAGUUGUUUCUCUUAGGCUUACAGAGUAUGUUUCAAUCAAUGUUUGGUUCAUGUUCAAGUUGUAAAACCCUUAAUUGUGAUCACUGAUCUGAUGUAAAUUUUCCUUUUGGAAAUGAAACCCAAUUAAGCUAAAAUGAGAAGUGUCUGGUUUUCAUCAGUUAUUCA